GAUCGCGGGGGGGGAAAGCAUUUACAUUAGCAGCGCGUCAUGACGCGUUGUUCUGGACGAUUUGGCACAGAGAGAACGAUUCCUCCGACGCGCUCGCUGCGCGCCGGUUCCUUCCACGACACGUCCGUCUGAUUGUUUCUUUUGUUUUUUUUAUACCGCAGAGGGUUUAAUUCCGUCACUUCGUACCACAUUCUACACCUUGCCGCUUGGAAGUGGGCCAACCUUGUGUCUGGUGUCAAGCUAGCCUGAACAGAUACUUUCAGACAGCUCAUUUCUUCACCUCAUUCCUGAGACCUGACUGCGCCCACCCCUUGUGUAAGCAAUUUAAACCUGAUAGCAGAUCAUCUCUAGCCCGCAAACCGCUUUUAACGUGGGACCAAUUGUUAACUCGCAUAUCUUGGCACGUAUGCACCUACUACUAUAGCCUAUAUAUCCUACGCACUGAAGUACAACGAUGCCUUACUUUUUUAAAGCGCAGUAGUCUUAUGCCGCUUUACUUUCGAUAAAACGCUCUUUUUUGGGGGGGCACAUCGUGAAGUUAAAAACCCGCCGUCCUGUUUUGGGUUGCGUUUUUAUUAGACUAAUGGAACUAUUAAGUACAGGUGCAUACUGCCAUUAACUGUGCGGUAUUAUGAAUUUAUUACCAAGUGGAAUAUUUUUUUAUUUAUCAGUAGCAAUGUGCUGGCUGACCUCCCAUGUCGAUGCGUCUUGGUGGUACAUGGGCACCAUCGGAUCGCAGGUGAUGUGCGACAACAUCCCCGGGCUGGUGAACAAGCAGCGACAGCUGUGCCGGCAGCAUCCCAAAGUCAUGCAGGCCAUCGGGGACGGGAUGAAGGACUGGAUCGCAGAGUGCCAGUACCAGUUUAAAAACCACCGCUGGAACUGCCAGACCAUGGCGAGGGACCACAACCUUUUCGGACGGCUCCUGCUACGCAGCAGCCGGGAGGCGGCCUUCGUGUACGCCGUGUCCUCGGCGGGCGUGGUGCACGCCCUGGCCCGCGCCUGCAGCGGCGGCCAGCUGGACUCCUGCUCCUGCGACCCCACCAAGAAGGGCUCGUCACGGGACGCCCAGGGCGCCUUCGACUGGGGCGGCUGCAGCGACCACGUGGAGCACGCCGUGCGCUUCAGCCAGGCCUUCGUGGACGCCAAGGAGCGGGCAGAGCGGGACGCCCGGGCCCUCAUGAACCUCCACAACAACCGCGCCGGACGCAAGGCGGUGAAGCGCUUCAUGACCCUGGAGUGCAAGUGUCACGGCGUGAGCGGCUCCUGCAGUCUGAGGACGUGCUGGCUGGCCCUGGCCGACUUCCGGCUGACCGGGGACCACCUGCGGAGGCGCUACAGCGGCGCCGUCCAGGUGGCGGUCGACCAGUACGGGGCGGGCUUCACGGCGGCACACGCGCACCUCAAGCGGCCCGGCAAGAACGACCUGGUGUACCUGGAGGACUCGCCGGACUACUGCGUACGCAGCUUUGAGUCAGGGUCCCUCGGGACGGGCGGGCGGGUGUGCAACAGGACGUCCCGUGGCGUGGACAGCUGUGAGGUCAUGUGCUGUGGGCGGGGCUACGACACGUCGCGCGUUAGCCGCACCACCAAGUGUGAGUGCAAGUUCCAUUGGUGCUGCGCCGUGCACUGCCAAGACUGCCACCUGCAGGUCGACCUGCACACCUGCAAGGGGCAGACGUGACCCCGUCCCCAGCCCCAACGCCCAGUUCUGUCAGCCAAUCAGAGCUCUCCUUCAAGAUGAUGACUGGAGCUGGAAUCUUCUUAAAAAAUCCAGUCUUGCGUCUGGUAACUCUGCACACGUGUCAGGUUCUUACGCUUCAUUGUGUGGGGGCGUCACAUAACACACCGAAUAUAUCAGUAUGCUAGCUCCAUGUUUAUUACCGGCAUGGGAGACUGACUAUAAAAAGGCCUCAGGCUUUUGAAAGCGGGACAGGUUUUAAACAGACAGUAAUGAGAUGAUGAUGUGAUGAUGAGUACACCAAGGAUGGAGGAAUUCCAUUGAGAUUGGUCAUCUCUAUUCGUUGUCAGAGGGCAUGUUGAGGUGAACUCUGUCCUUAGUAGAUGGACCCAGUACUCACCCCUCUGCCAGUUCUGCCGCGCCCGACUCACCUUAUUUAAUGUAGAAAUAGAAAUGUGAGUCCUGGUUCUGUAUCGGGUAACGUCGUUACUAUCCAAGCUUCAAAGGUCAAACUAGUUGAGUAUUAAGCAGAGUAUGUAGCGUGUCAAUCUCCUUCUUAUGUUACAUAAUUGCACCUGUUGAUGUUUUGUAUUAACACAUUCAUAUAUACUCUGUAGUUCUGUUCUUCCAAGUCGGUCACUGAAGCACUUACCCUUGUAUCCGGGAGCACUUCUUACAUUUUGGGUUGGGAGAAAAACUUGCAGACAAAGAACAUUAUGAACACCGGACUGAUUUGUGUGUGUGAAGAUCUCAUCCAAGGGGACAUGUUUCUGGACUGUUAUCCAGGACCCUGUUGCGGUGUAGUGCAGAGGGGAGAUAGUGAGCAGUCUGAACAUGUCAUUAGCAGAGGACAGACCAGCGCGCUGCCGAGUUCAUUCACGAUUCCCCUUUCAACUCCCUGUGGGUGUUAGUUUCCCCUUUUCAUGGCUCAGAAGCCAGCAGGAGACCUUGACUACGUUUCAUGUUUGUCAACAGAUGUGUUGGCGGUUUGCGAGCAUGUUGCAUUUCGUGCCACGGUGGCCUGUCCACUCAUAAACACAUCUUAGACACCUGGAACGCAUGUUCUUCUGGUUUCACAACAUCGGAACAAUCCCAAAUUUAAUUUGGAGACCAAAGUGAUUUUUGAGCGGGCAGGAAUUGGUUCGUAACACUGCACAUAUGCAACACUCACUGAAAACACAUGUAUGGAAAUCCCUGAAUCACCCAGGAAGCCAAAUGGUUUCUAAUUACCAAAUAUUGCGAUGGUUUGGCCAAUGCUUAUCAUAAGCAGUGGUACAGAAAACAGAACAAGGGUAUGAAUGGGUGACCGUUCUGAGCGAUGUUUGUUUUAGAAAGCUUGUAAGACUAUCUUUCGUCGUAUGUGGUCUACUGUUGGCCAAUGGCAGUCCCUACUUUGGUUUCAUUGUAUUUAUUUACUCCCAAGUAAUGGGAAAAAUGUGGAUUCCAAACGUAUCCUAAACCUUGUCCAGGCUGCGGGAGCAUUUAAAGGGUUAUGCGAUGCAAUUCUAGUCCUCAGUCAUCUCCUUGCUUACAAAAGCAAAGGGAUUUAAGACCAUAUUUUCCUUUAGACUUGUAACUGCCUGGACGGUCAGGCUUAACCUGCAGUGGGACAUUUAUGAGUCCGGUUCCACUGGCAAAUGGGACUUGAUCAGCUUAAUGAAAUUAGCCCCACAUUAGCCCCACGCAUUAAUUCUGAUCGAAAAACAUUGGGGAGAGAUUGGCUUGAUCAUCAUUAAACACUGCAUUCUGUUGCCUCUUAACAGAAUGAAUUAUUUUUAUGACAUUGUAACAGGAUAGCUGUGAUCAUUGCCUAACCGCUUGAAGUGAGUCAUUCAGAUCACCUGUGCUUAAAGGAUGUAUUCACCAGUAACAAACAGGUUGUGCAUUUCUCAAAAUGGUGAAACCCACAAUACCAUUAGGUAGAUCAAUUACAAUGUGCAUUGUAAUCUCAGUAAUACUGAUUAUUUAACAUUAUGCUCUUAGCCACAGAUUUAUUGUACAAGUGAAAUGUAUGCAUUUUAGCAAAUUAAAUGUAGUUUAACGAACCAGUGACCUAAGUAUUAAAGCCAACACUUCCACCAAUCCUGACCAGACAACCCAAGAGUUCCCUACUAAACACUUUAUUUCCAUCCCAAGAUUCCAGAGACGUGUCAAUCUGCUGCCCUCAACUGGUGAUCCAGCAGAUUACACUCAACGGCCCAAGGGAACAUAACCUUAAAAGAUCCACCGUUUAUGGGCCACCAAUGUGCCUAAUAUCAAUUCACUGCAAUGUAUUUCUCAGGUUGGAUUGUGCUCACCUGAUCAUGAGAGGAUGUCGUCAGGUCUUUAUUCAGUUGGGAGGGAGGUCAGGAUGCUGAGGAUCCCCACCAGUGAAAUCAAGAUUCAGCAAAGGAAAACCUUUAACAGAUCUAUAGACUGAGGUUAUUUGAGCUCUUAAUUCAAACGUUUUCUGGGGCUUUAACACCAGCUCCUGUUGUGGUGUUUUGGGGGGGGGGGGGGGGGGGACACAUUGCACAACAGACCACACAGUAGGCCAGCUGACCCAGAAGAUUCACCCUUGUUGGUUUCGUGUACAAACCUGAUUCAGAAUGACCACGGGCGUUGUAGAAGCUUGCAGUAAAAGUCCUUUAUUGUACUUUUUUGUUUCUUUCCAUGUUUUAAAGAUGGCAAUUCGCUCGCCUCUUUUUGUACAACAAACGGCUUUACAAGAGAUCCACGUCCCCCGAAAUGGCAAACAUAACAAAUAAAAAGUCCAAAACUA
Messenger RNA from Gadus macrocephalus (Pacific cod), 4442 nucleotides. RefSeq names its product wingless-type MMTV integration site family member 2 (gene wnt2). Gene Ontology annotation, cellular component: extracellular region. The record is from RefSeq and is a predicted model, not a curated record. NCBI's taxonomy places the organism in Eukaryota, Metazoa, Chordata, Actinopteri, Gadiformes, Gadidae. Gene Ontology annotation, biological process: canonical Wnt signaling pathway; neuron differentiation; cell fate commitment. Gene Ontology annotation, molecular function: frizzled binding; cytokine activity. Bases 632 to 1684 code for a protein of 350 amino acids. The transcript is spliced from 5 exons.